Messenger RNA from Scatophagus argus, 1421 nucleotides. RefSeq names its product growth arrest and DNA-damage-inducible, alpha, a (gene gadd45aa). Lineage: Eukaryota; Metazoa; Chordata; Actinopteri; Scatophagidae. The record is from RefSeq and is a predicted model, not a curated record. The coding region runs from base 155 to 646 and encodes 163 amino acids. Gene Ontology annotation, biological process: regulation of cell cycle. The transcript has 4 exons. Gene Ontology annotation, cellular component: cytoplasm; nucleus.
CCUGGCUUGUAUUAUCUCAGGCAGUUUUAAUGUGAAGUUGCCAGAUUUAUCUCUCAGUUGCAGCAUAGUGGACUGUAGAUAAAGUGGGUGUUUAGUCGAGAAGAUACCAGGAUAACUACUAUACUGUCGUUGCUCUAAGGUGGAUUCGGAUUUUAUGUACAACAUGACAUUUGAGGAACUCAAUGGGGAUUAUUCUCAAGAAAGAAUGGAUUCAGUGGCGAAAGCCUUAGAAGAAGUCCUCACCUCUGCGCUACCACAGGGCUGUAUUACAGUCGGAGUCUACGAGGCUGCCAAAUCACUCAAUGUAGACCCUGAUAAUGUGGUUUUGUGCAUCCUGGCCACUGAUGAUGAUGAUGUGAAAGAUGUGGCCCUGCAGAUCCACUUCACCCUCAUUCAGGCUUUCUGUUGUGAGAAUGACAUCAACAUCCUGAGAGUCAACAACACCCGGCGCCUUGCUGAAAUACUGGGAGGAGGAGGAGGUGGAAAACAGAGUGGGGGAGAGCCGAUGGACCUACACUGUGUCUUGGUCACAAGCCCACAUUCUGCAUCAUGGAAGGACCCCGCUUUGAGCAAAGUGAAUCGGUUCUGCAGAGAGAGUCGCUGUAUGGAUCAGUGGGUUCCCAUCAUCAACUUGCCUGAACGAUGAACUGUAUAGCCACAAAAACCUGUGAAAGGACUCUUAUCUGCACAGGAAGAGUGGUGUGAACCCUGAUGGACACAUUACCACCAAGAGAUCAAAUUCCAACGUUCCACUGUUGAUGGGGAAAGAAAAAAUUUGGAGGAAAAAAAUGUCUCUGCUGUCUGCAUGGGAUGUAUUUAAAAGAGAAAAAAAAACGCUGGGGGAUGGAUUUCUACUUUGGACAGAACUGUUUGGAGUUAAGUCUGUCAGCUUUGGCACUUAAGAUGAGACAGUGAAGAACUUGUAUGGUCAUGAGUUGGAAAUUCAAAAAAAAAAAAGCAUGUGUGUGCUUUUUAAUGUGAAGCCUGACACUGUGCAGAAGGAUUAUAUCAUGUGUGUGUGGUAAAGCCUCUGUGACGAGUCAGAAAAGUGUGGAGAAACCAGAAAAUGGAGCUGUUGAGUGGACCAAGGCCUCGGCCUCUCUCUGCAGAAACAAAGCACUUGUUGAAACACUGGACAUUUUGCAAUUUCACUCAUUUGAUUUAAAUUGUUAGAGUUGACGUUGCUAUUGUCGUAAUUUAAAAAGGGAAGGGCUACACAUCCAGUGAAGACAUUCUGUAUAUUUAGUGUUUCCUAUGCCAGCUGUUUUUUGCCACAAGUAAAAUAAUUCAUUUGUUACAAUUUAAGUUAUUUCUAAUGAUAUUUAAGUGUAUUUAUGUUUCAUUUUUUACCUUAACUAUUUGCAAAAUCUGAAUACUUAUGUAUUGCUGUCAAUAAAUAAUAUGUUUUUUUGAAGCGAGAA